Molecule: messenger RNA, 3656 nt
Organism: Spirometra erinaceieuropaei
Lineage: Eukaryota; Metazoa; Platyhelminthes; Cestoda; Diphyllobothriidea; Diphyllobothriidae
Source: the annotation of a GenBank genome assembly
AUGGCGUUCCCUCACUUGACUGUGGUGUUCACCAUUGUCCUUUUUAACUUGGGUAAGCUACCAUUAUAUUUGCAUCGUUCAAGUUCUUCCUUGCUGUCAUUUACAGUAGAUGUGCUAACUCAUGAAAUGUCAACCACAAUUUCGAAAUGCGUUCUCGUUUCGAAAAGAUAAAUUAAGUAGUGUUGUAAAACUAAUCAUGAUGCAGCAUAAAUCUAUAAUGAUCCAGUUACCUAAGGGUGCCGGCUUUCGAGAAAACUUAUUUUCGGCUGUAUGCAAGAUCUAUACUCUGCAAAAAAUGACUACAUAAUUAGUAUGCAAUUUUCUCAUUGAUUUUCUAUGCCCUUGAAAAUUCAAUUAUAUUUCAUGGAAAACAUGCAUAAAAAUAUUCAUUCUUUUACUUAUUCGGUAGAAAAUAACGUCUUCUUCUGCAUCUUGUGUGCCUUAAUCCAUGCUAUGUUUUUGCAAUGCAACGAGAUUUUGGCAGCGAAAUUGCCAUUACAAUAUUAAUGGUUAUGUGAAGUGCUGUUUUGGUAACUUAAAGUCGAAGGUAUCGUUGUGUCGUUGCUUAUACAAUUUUGCAUACUUCAAUGAGUUAACAUUUCCCAAAAUUUCUGUUAGCGUAAUAAUCAUGAAUUUUCCUCAGACAGUUACAUUUUACUCCCUCAAUUAGGGUUUUGAUACGUUAUAUUAUUUAUUUAUUUAAUAAUUGUUAUCUAGGAUGUCGACGUUUGCUCAGAUUCUGACUUCUGUUUGCCUAUACGUUUUUUCAGUCAUCUACAGACUUAGCACUUCAAGAAGGUUUUACAUGCGUUAUCUGACGUAAGGGCACAACCAAAAGUCAAAGUAAAAAAACUAGAAUUAUUUGUUUAAAACAACGACUGAUAAUUCUCAGAAAAGUGCAAAUUGUAAUGGCUUAUUUUGGUAUAAUGUCAGGUUUAGAAAUUUAAAAACGAUUACGAAACACCCAAUCCACAUUUUUGGUUUUAAAUGACUAAAGAACAUUUUAACUCAAUGCUUAGAUAAGUCAGUGGUCCAAACAAAUAUUUGCUUUGAUGAAAUACCACGAUCCCUACCAAGAAACCCUUUGUUUAGAUGCUUUGUAGAAAUAAGUUGGACAGUUAUAUGGGAUGGCACGUUGCUUAUCUAAUUAAUCAGAGAUGUGUUUCACUUUACAGUAUUUUUCGCAGUCUUAUUAUUUGCAUCGACAAAUACAGCCAUUCACAUAAGCACAUUUCUUUAUUUAGUCUAAGAAUAACCAUGAUAUUUAUGUUAACAGAAGUGUCACACAAUGUAUGUACCCUCAUAACUAUGACUUCUCCAUAAGUAGCCAGAUGCAGGUAGCACUGCUUAUAAACCCAUUGCCUUAUUCGUUAAUGUUGCGUGAAAUGUGGGUGUUUGAUACAACCUGCGCAUUCAGGCUCAUCUCUGAAUCCCUAAUUACUCUUCUCUCAACAUUGUAAAGGUUCUUCUCGUCAGCAGCCACACACCAGCGUCUGCGAAAAGAAGUACUCGGGUUGUGUGGGCUUCCUCAAUAAGCAGGACAACUUUUCAUCCUAUCGUCAAUGCUUGAAGGCCUGCGAUUUCAAAAACGGUUGGCUUGAUUUCUGGCAAAAUAUUUAGACCUCUUUUUAUUUGGCGAAAGCUAAGCAGAAUUUCCGUUGUUUAGUGCCUACGGCGAAGUCGCGUAGAGCGUACUCCUGCAUCGAUUACUCUAAACCAUGUUCCCCGUUGAAAUUUUAUCAAAUCCACUCAUCUACUGACGCCUUCUUCGAAUGGACCAAAUGCCUGGAAGUAUGUCACGCACUCUACAACGGUAAGGUUAAUUCGCAUUCUCAACCAGCGUCAAAACUCAGUAUAAUUGUGCAACUAUGCCUAUCCCUACUUCUGCAUUAGUAGUGAGAGAUUUUUACUUCAUCAAUUAUAACACUAAUUGAAAGUAACGUGGAAAGGUUUAUUUGCAAGGAAACGCUAUGUUACCCCACAGUGCACAGACAUGGCUCCUGUAGUCGCUGCAGUAUUAACUCAGAGACUCUUGUGCUGCUCUAUGCUUAUGCUAUUACUAAUUUUUUAACCUUUCCGUCCUAGACGAUGGGAAAGUAACGGCUUCGGGGGAGAUCUGCAUGCAACCGAAGAAAAAUUGCUUCAGUUUUGCAAACAGUGAAGGGACCGUUGACAAAUUCAUGAAAUGUUAUGUGGACUGCCAAGUAACUAGAAAAGGUAAAGUAUUCGUUAAGCUAUUAGCUGAAUGAAUAUUGCUACUGCAUGUUUAAUGAUAAAACAUUUUGUUUCAUUCAGAAACCGAGACAUAUGUGAAGGACAUGUACGUGUGCAGUCCCAACCAACAAGAAUGCAUUAAUUCCAUAUUCUUUACCCUACCGGGAGAAAAGGAACCGAAACAGGUACUAACGAAGUGCUACCAGAACUGCGGAAUUGGUGAAGGUACAGUUGAAACAACGUUUAUUUAUUUUUAUAAUGAUUUGUAUUUUCGUAAACUUGCUUUAUUGUACAUCCCAUAAUUAAAUAUUGUUCUAGCAGCUUUUGAAUAUUCAAAGACCCGAGGCGCAUUUGGACAAAACUGUGCGCGAAUAGUAUCCUAGAAACAUGACAUCAAUUAGAAAUUCCUUGCAUAAUAUGCUCUAGAGAUGACAGGGUUUAAUCAUCGAAUAUUGCAGAGAACACGGAGAAUGAGCUAAACUCGAAAACUGUUACAGAAGUUACUAUUAAUGGAUAUACCAUAUUAGAAACUGGACUAACUUUAGGCCAAAACAAAUAUAGCACCUGUAUAAAGUGGUAAACUGAAGAGAGCAAACCCGAAAAAACCUCGGACAGAUGGCUAUUAAGAAGAUAUUUAUUAUUUUUCUGCAGGUAAGAAAGAAUAAAUCGCAAGGAAAAAGGGAAAAAUGUCAAAACGCAGGAGCAAUAAGACUGUCUUUCACAGAAAAUCACUGAUAUAUAACACGAAAAAGAGGAGCAACUGCAUAAAAAGGACGCAUAUGCAUAAAUGGGAGGAUAUUCGAUAUGCGUACAAGUAUACAUUGCAUAACAUAUCAAUUACGACCGAAUAUAUAUAUCAACAUAAAAUCAAUUAUGAUGCAGUGCAAAAUAGGUGCGUAGCAGGUAAAUUAGCGGAAUUACUGCUUUUAGGAAUAGAAGCCCGAAGGGUUGACAUCCUAACGGAUGCAGUGCCUACAUGUGCUCUCGCGUCCAAAGGCAAUACAUGCAUACAUAUAUAUAGCGUUUGCCAUUGAGUAGGCUGAUGACUGCAGUCUGCAUGAGGAUGUCUGUGCCAGGCCAAUGCAAACUUAUCUCCCAGCAGGCCGUCUGAUGCCGCGGCGUCUGAUGGGGCGGCGGCGGCUACAGCGGCGGCCGCCACAGCGGCCGAUAGACUUGAUUUUACGUGACAUAAUUCAUUCAGGAAUUCUUUGCCUUUGUUCACUCAAACCUCAUCAGCUCUUCCAUUUGCAACCACUCAUACAGCACCAGCUCCCGAACCAGAAACAGGCGGCUUCAAAUGCGACGAAGAUUCCCAGACCUGUGUAUCCUGCACCGACGAGGAUGGCGAAUGCUCGGACUUAUCCACUUGCCAGGAUUCCUGCGGCAAAGAAGGUAACUUCUCCUCUUCCGCUGCCCCCACCUCCCGACUUACUGCUAACUAA